Messenger RNA from Odobenus rosmarus divergens (Pacific walrus), 429 nucleotides. It is a transcript of the gene MS4A3, whose product is annotated as membrane-spanning 4-domains, subfamily A, member 3 (hematopoietic cell-specific). The coding region runs from base 1 to 429 and encodes 142 amino acids. Gene Ontology annotation, cellular component: membrane. The record is from RefSeq and is a predicted model, not a curated record. The transcript has 4 exons. NCBI's taxonomy places the organism in Eukaryota, Metazoa, Chordata, Mammalia, Carnivora, Odobenidae.
AUGGCCUCCCAAGAAGUUGGUAAUGCAGAACCUGGGAAAGCCUCAGCAGGUUGUCCCCCAGCAAGCCAGGCGGAAUCAGAGUUGAUCUACCAGCCCACUGAUGAAUUGCAAAAUCACCAGGAGAAACUACAAGCCCUUGGGUUCAUUGUUUCAGGAUCCUUAUCUGUUGCAGCUGGGAGAAAACCCACAAGAGUGUUGGUGCAAAUCACUUUUGGAAUGAGUAUUGCCAGCACUGCUCUGGAUCUAGUUGGGUUUGUUUUCCUCUCAGCAAAUUUGGCAGUUAAUAAGCAGUCUUUCAAGAGUUGUGAGUCUUCACAGUCACAGGACUUAGGCAUUUUCGUGGGCAUCUUUUCAAACGGCCUGAUGUCCCUAAUGCUGAUCCUUACCUUGCUGGAAUUAUGCAUAAGCAUCUCUGUCUCAGCCAUGUGA